Eurypyga helias (sunbittern) is the source of this 783-nucleotide messenger RNA. RefSeq names its product coiled-coil domain containing 33 (gene CCDC33). The transcript is spliced from 8 exons. Bases 1 to 783 code for a protein of 260 amino acids. Gene Ontology annotation, cellular component: peroxisome. Lineage: Eukaryota; Metazoa; Chordata; Aves; Eurypygiformes; Eurypygidae. The record is from RefSeq and is a predicted model, not a curated record.
AUGGCCAGCAUCCUGCCUGGAAAGCAGCCGUUCCCACAUGGGAUGGGAGUGCCAUUGGAGGAGCAGAGGUCCCAGGAGAUCAUCGAGGAAGAGCCGGAGGUGGGCAGCUACCGCCUGGCACUGCAGCGGAUGGCAGGGGACCUCCUAUCCCUGCGUCGGCACGUCACCAGCCUGGAGGUGGAGAACGGGCAGCUGCGGCACAGCCUGGCCUCACAGGAGGAGCUGGGCCACACUCUGCUCUCGGACACGGACCUGGACGUCAUGACCCGUGAGGAGCUGCUGGACAGGCUCGCCACCCUCAGGCGCAAGCUGCUGGCCGGCACGGAGGAGAAGAGGCAGCUGAAGGAUCGUGUCCAACAGCUGCAGAAUGAGCUGAUCCGGAAAAAUGACCGGGAGAAGGACCUGGUGCUGCUCCAGCGAGCCCACCAGCAGCAACAAGCCACACUGAGGAGGUGCCAGAAGAAGGUGGCCAAGAUGAAGGGCUUGGAGGACACAGUGCGGCAACAGGAGAAGGUGAUCGAGGUGAUGGAGCAGGUGCUGCAGGAGAAGCUCACCGGGGUGGGCAGGAGCGCUGAGAAGCCAGCGGGAGAAACCCUCUCUGAGGAGGUCCACGCCGUGCUGCUGGCCGAGAACCGCAGGCUGCGGGAGGAGCUGGCAAGGCACCCCCACCCCAAAAAGCCCCCAGCCCUGCCGCUGUCUCUGCUGGCCAGGCUGGAGGAGGCACAGGCCCGUGGGCGAGUGCUGGAGAGGCAGGUGGGCAUCAACCCCCCACACCCCGCUUGA